UUAAUUGUCACUUGAUUAGUCUUUUUAGAGUGAUAGCGCAAAUGUGGCUAAAUGGUAUUAGAACAACCUACUAAUAUCAUGUGGUGCUGAAGCGCUGCAUGAUGUGAGCCAUGAUGAAGACAUCAAGGAUUAAGUGAGGGAGACUAUGACAUCUCAGAAAGUUAGUCAUGAAUACUAAGUUUCACAUUAGUUCAUUACAUGGAGAAAAUGGUCUUUAUAAGUGAUUUUAGGGAACUUUAAUUAUAACUUCAUUAGUUCUUUUAGCAUGAUAGUGUAGAUGUGGCUGCGGUUUCCUUAGGUUCUCACGAAAUAUAUGCUGGUAGUGACUCUUAUGUUCUUCAUACUGGCUGCCUUAAUCUACUCAUUUUCAGUUGGCCUUUCAAUUGUUGGAAUAAUAACUCUGUACACAACACAGGUUGCAAGCUGGGGUGCAUACUUGCUGAAGAGAAAUGUUUUGGCUAUGUCCUUUGCACCAAGGGACAAUCAUGAGGCACAAGUGCAGUUUGCGUUGGAGCGAGGUGUACCUGCUAUUAUAGGUGUUCUUGGAUCAAUCCGUCUUCCAUACCCAUCAAGAGCCUUUGAUAUGGCUCAGUGCUCUCGAUGUUUGAUACCAUGGGCUUCAAAUGAUGGCAUGUACCUAAAGGAAGUUGAUCGAGUCCUCAGACCUGGUGGAUACUGGGUCCUAUCUGGCCCUCCAAUCAAUUGGAAGACCUACUAUAAAACGUGGAAGCGAUCUAAGGAGGAUGUCAAGGCUGAGCAAAGAAAGAUCGAAGAGCUGGCUGAACUUCUCUGCUGGGAGAAGAAGUAUGAGAAGGGAGAUAUUGCUAUCUGGAGAAAAAAAGUAAAUGCCAAAUCCUGCCAAAGAAAGUCAGAAAAUAUAUGCGAGUCAAAGGAUGCUGAUGAUGCCUGGUACAAGAAAAUGGACACCUGUAUUACUCCUUUCCCUGAGGUAACUAGUAAGGAUGAGGUAGCAGGAGGAGAGUUGAAGAAGUUUCCAGCUAGGCUUUUCGCAGUCCCUCCCCGAAUAGCUAAGGGGUCCAUUCAGGGGGUUACAGCUGAAUCUUACCAAGAGGACAAUAAACUUUGGAAAAAACGUUUAACUGUCUAUAAAAGGAUCAAUAGAUUGAUUGGCACUACAAGAUAUCGGAAUGUAAUGGACAUGAAUGCAGGACUUGGAGGAUUUGCAGCAGCACUAGAGUCACGAAAAUCUUGGGUAAUCAAUGUUGUGCCUACGAUUGCUAAGGACACUUUGGGUGUUAUUUUUGAGAGAGGUUUAAUUGGCAUAUAUCAUGACUGGUGUGAAGGCUUCUCUACUUACCCGAGGACAUACGAUUUUAUCCAUGCUAGUGGUGUAUUCAGCUUGUACCAGAACACGUGCCAACUGGAAGACAUCCUUCUGGAGAUGGAUCGUAUCUUGCGGCCUGAAGGUGCUGUCAUCUUGAGAGAUGAAGUUGAUGUUCUGAACAAGGUUAAGAAAAUUGCUGGAGGCAUGAGAUGGAAUAUCAAAUUGAUGGAUCACGAGGACGGCCCCCUUGUGCCCGAGAAAAUAUUGGUUGCUGUCAAGCAGUAUUGGGUUGGCAGCAGUGGAAACAGCACAUCCAGUGAUGAAUAAAUCAGGUCAUUGUUUGUUGGUGAAUAGAAGCAAUGCUCUAGCAACAAAUGAUAUGAUUAAGUUGCUCUGGAGUGGAGGAACUCAAAGAGUUCUGAACUUCUGAUACUCAGAAAUGGCAUGUAUUGUGCCAUUGAUGAUAUAGAGCUGUAUGAUGCUUAUCUGAGCUUUUAUUCUUGUAUUGAUUUUGGGGGAAAAGUUAGAAAAGGUUGCCCAAAUAAUUGUCUCAAGAAUACUACAGUGAUACAUUAUCAUAAUGAUGUUUUUUUUUUU
Messenger RNA from Corylus avellana, 1882 nucleotides. NCBI's taxonomy places the organism in Eukaryota, Viridiplantae, Streptophyta, Magnoliopsida, Fagales, Betulaceae. The record is from RefSeq and is a predicted model, not a curated record.